Molecule: messenger RNA, 1639 nt
Organism: Chironomus riparius
Lineage: Eukaryota; Metazoa; Arthropoda; Insecta; Diptera; Chironomidae
Source: the annotation of a GenBank genome assembly
AUUUAUUUGUGAAUAGAAAAAAAAUAUAAAAUUAAUUAAAGAGUGAAGAAAAGAUCAUUGAAUUAAUCACAUAUAUUCUUCAGUUAAGCCAUAAAAAGAGAAUUAUUUUAAAUUAAUGGAGACCCUAUUAGAUUUAGAACACAGUGAUGAAUUGGAGAAUAGAUCUUCAUUAGGCAUUGUGGUAGUGUCUGAUGAUGAGCUCAUGUUUGAAGUGCCACCUCAUUUACUCGCCAUAUUAUCAAUAUUGUAUGGUACGAUCAGCAUAUUGGCAGUAAUUGGAAAUGUCCUCGUUAUCUACAUAGUAAAAGCUACAAGGCAAAUGCACACAGUCACUAAUUUCUUUAUCGCAAACCUUGCGAUGGCUGAUGUGAUAAUAGGAAUGUUCUCAAUACCUUUUCAAUUCCAAGCAGCCGUACUACAACGAUGGGAUUUACCAAAAUUUAUGUGUCCGUUUUGUCCCUUUGUUCAGACACUCUCUGUUAAUGUGUCAAUUUUUACACUAACCGCCAUUGCUAUAGAUCGCCAUAAAGCUAUAUUGAAUCCAUUACGAGCACGUUCAUCGAAACAUGCAUCAAAAAUCAUUAUUGCGAUUAUUUGGAUAGUGGCGUUCCUGCUAGCGGCUCCAAUAAGCUACGCUUUGAAAGUUGUCGAUUUGACCCACUACAUAAUCAGAGAGAACAACACCAUCGAGGCAACCAACAUAACAAAACCUUUUUGUCAAAAUGUCAAUCUUAGUGAAAUCGAAAUGUUGGCAUACAAAUACGUCCUCGUUUUAGUACAAUAUAUCAUUCCAGUUUGUGUCAUAAGCUUCGUUUAUAUCCAGAUGGCUAUAAAACUUUGGGGAAGUAAGACACCUGGGAAUGCAGAGAAUUCUCGUGAUCUCAAUUUACUAAAGAAUAAGAAGAAAGUUAUCAAAAUGCUGUUGAUUGUCGUCAUAUUAUUCUGCCUUGCAUGGUUCCCACUACAGCUAUACAAUGUCCUGAAUGUUACAUGGCCAUCCAUCAACGAGUAUCGUCAUAUAAACAUCAUCUUUUUAUGCUGUGAUUGGCUCGCUAUGUCUAACUCUUGCUACAAUCCCUUUAUUUAUGGAAUUUAUAAUGAAAAGUUCAAGCGUGAAUUUUAUCGUCGCUUUUCAUUCUUCCACAAGUAUGGGAUUGGUAAGAGAUUUCAUCAAUCAGCUAGCGGCAUGGCUACAGGUGCAACCACAUUAACAGAUUAUCAUGACAAGACCUUAUCAGUGUGCAACAUGAGAGGCUCAAUCUCACAGCACACUUCCCAUUUCAUAAAGAAGCCGUGCUGUGUACGAAAUGAGAACUUACUUCGUAACACUAAUGGCAUUGUCUUUAAGAAUUCUUACGUUACAAAUGAUGAUGAGGAUAAUUUUACCAUAACUUCAAAUCCAUUCAAUGAGACUAAUCAUCGUGACUAUAAUUCUGAAGUGGAAGAUUUUGAGUUUACUAAAAUUAUUUAAACUUGUUGUUUGAUCUGUAUACUGUAAAUAGACGAAAGGGAAAUGAAAAAUUUUAUAAUUAAUGUUCUUUUUUAUAUACGUUAAGAUGAAGAUAUACGUUUACAAAUAUUGUGUAUAAAUUAAAUGCAAAGAUGUUGAAGAUGAAACGUUGUGUAGUGUUAAUUGGUG